Messenger RNA from Thrips palmi, 1366 nucleotides. RefSeq lists its product as uncharacterized. The record is from RefSeq and is a predicted model, not a curated record. Lineage: Eukaryota; Metazoa; Arthropoda; Insecta; Thysanoptera; Thripidae. Bases 126 to 1247 code for a protein of 373 amino acids. Gene Ontology annotation, molecular function: protein binding. The transcript is spliced from 2 exons.
GUGAGAGCUGUGAUCAGGCUUCUGGCAGGAAAUCGGUUGUCCACGACAAAAGGUGUUACGCCAUACCGCGUCGAUGUCUGUGGCAACAGGCCUCGCGAUGCAGCGCCAGUUCUGGCAAUCCAAGCAUGCUGCUGGCCCUGCCGGACAACGCGUUGGUGCGCGUGUUGGCCCUCCUGCUGCCCAGAGAGUUCUUCAGCCUCCGCCUCCGAUUGGUGUGUCGGCGGCUCCGGGACCUUUGCCUCCACCCAAACGUUUGGCGCUCCAUUCGCCUCCGUGGCGGUCACAAAGGCCUUCUGAAAGCCACGCUGAGACUUGCCCCCUGCCUCCACAAAAUCUAUCUGCCCUCGUCGAAUCUUCAGGCUGCGGCCUGUGCCAUUUCCAACACUAAGUGCGUCGUCACUAAACUCGCGCUGGCCGUUCAAACUGAGUUCGAAGCUGCCUGGGCCACCGCCAUGGUUCUGAAGUUCUCCACUCUGGCCGGCUUCAGGAAGAUCUCCCCAGAUCUGUUCCGUGGCGCCACCGAUGCUUUGCCUCCCCUUCUGCGGAUGGUUAACAGCGUUCAAGACCUGCGCGUGUUGCGUGUGUGGGGCUACUCAGACGCAGAGCUACCGCCAUCUCUAUGGUCAGAUCUGGAGCCGAGACCUUCCCUAACUAAGCUUAAGUACGAAUAUGCCCCUUCUCCUUUCCUUUGUCUGUUACUGGAGACCCACGCGGCCACACUUGAAGAGGUCGUUCUGUUCGUGGAUGAGCUCCCCACAUCUCGCUUGGGAAUGAUGCCUAGGUUACGCUCCCUGACUUGUCGCCCAUCCGGUGACCUGUCUCAGCUGAAAAAAUUAUCCAGCCUGGAAACACUUGAGCUCUAUGGGUUUCCAGAGAAAAACAUGUGUUUUCCUGGUGCGGAGGAGUUCCUCCUACAGGGCCCCAGCUUGCGAUCUGUGUCAUUCGACUCCGAAUCGUACUGCCGGGUUCCCAGCUCUUCUCUCCUGAGGGCUUUGGCCAAAUCGCCGUCCACCCCCGUUCUGGAAAGGCUGUCCUUACGAUGCGUGGAGGACUUGCCUGUGGCCGCGGCACUUCAGCGGUUCUCAUCCGCGAAAACUGUCACCACGAUGGCACAGGUGAUCCAGCGCAACAAACACCAUUUUGUAACUCGGCUGCCUCGUUUUGAACCUCCGGCCGGCCAUGGCGUUCGGACCCACCGUCAUUACAUCGGUCGCUGUGUGUCAAUGAAGCGCCUCUUGCUCAAGUAGUCCGUCGCGCAGGAGAUCGCCUGCCGGCUAGGCAACCCAACGUGCUCCUCCGAGUGGCAAGCACGAUGAGUUGCCUAUCCGCACGGCGCUCGCAGCCGGUGGCCGCAGAAGCACAGAGA